Molecule: messenger RNA, 718 nt
Organism: Mollisia scopiformis
Lineage: Eukaryota; Fungi; Ascomycota; Leotiomycetes; Helotiales; Mollisiaceae
Exons: 2
Coding region: 142-687 (181 amino acids)
Source: RefSeq, a predicted model, not a curated record
CAACACGAUUUCGAAACUCUUUGCCUCUAGGAAGUAUAAUAAACUAGAUUUAUUUGCGAUUUCUUCUACAACCAGAACAUUUCAUUUUUCUAGAAUACCAGAUUACUCGAACAUUCAUAUUUCACCGAUCGACAAGGCAUAAUGGAACGCCAGCCCCUCCACAAUGUAGAGCCACUCAAAUGCUGGCAUUGUGAUUGGCCAAAUUCGAUGUAUAGUGAGUUUUCUGUGGCAUGCAACGGAUGGACUCUACCAACUCGAAUCCAAGAGCUCGAGACUGAAGUGCGUAUCGAGUGGGAAAAGUUUGUGAUACCAGCAAACUAUCCCGAAGAAGCGAAAAGCAGGCUGAUGAGAGAUGCUAUGGUGGCUAUUGCAAACAACAGAAAUGUUGCAAUUCUUGGGGUUCAAUUCAAGAGAUCUCGAGCUCACUUGGGUCGAGAGAAAGAGAAAACGGCGGUCUUCUUAUACAGAGCUGGGGGAGAUAAGAGAUUGUCGAGUUCGAGCAAUAAGGGACACGCCAGCUCUAGGGAGUGGCAGUCAAUCAAAACCGACCAUGAUCCCGUUCGGCUUGACUUUAAGGAGAUAGUGGGGAAAGAGACUCAGAUCGUCACUUAUUCAUAUACAUUGCCAGAAGCCUUUCCAAAGCUCAAGCCGCUUACGACAGUUGGAGAAGGAGAGACAGAUAUGUAACGCCUAGAUAGGCUCGUUGAUUGGUAUGGUG